GUGUUCCCCUACAAAUAGGUAUACGUCAAGCGUAUUCCAGUUACAUUCAAAACCGUAGGCCCCUGCGAAAAAAUCACACUCAGCAUCGACUAACGCAACAGUGAUGCCAUCGGGAGAAAUAUGCCAGUAUAAUAAAGGCCUGGUCAUCAAUAUCUUGCUAUAGCAGUUUAUCCUGAUUUUCCCGAUGGUUGAGGGCUAUGCAACACAUGCCGAGGGAAGAAUGUGACAGUGCUGGUCAGCCACGCGGCCCUCAUCCGCCUCUGGGCUCUUCAUCAUGAUUAGCGAGGCAACUCCGAUCCUAGCGACCCUUAUCGACCUGAAUGUAAUUUUUUGAUGAGGGGCCUAUCGCUUUGAAUCUAGCUGUCACACGUAAAGAUGGCAUCAGACUCAAAGUUGCGAGCUUGCUCAUAUAAACAAAGUUCCGGACGAGUCGCGGAGUUCAUAUGACGGCGCCCGAGUUGUGUCGGUCAAUGCCUAAGGCACUACGGACAUCCAAGGUCUUCCCUGUGGGUGUAUUGCAUCAUCCGUACUACGUGCCGGAUGCAUUCGUAUUACAUGCCGGAUGCAUUCGUAUGUGCAUACCCGGCCGGGAUUCAAGUCCUGGAUGGUAUAGAUACCGGAUAAAGUUCUUGUGCUGGUCCUCAUAACAAUCUUCAUCCAUUGAAUCAAGCCUCCAUUUCUUACACCAUGUCUCCCAAACUCCCCACUCGUAAAAUAGGCGACACCGACGUGACUGCAAUCGGCUGGGGUGCGAUGGGUAUUUCUAUCGGUUAUGGAACGCCUCCUCCCGACGACGAACGCUUCAAGCUCCUCGAUGCUGUCUACGAGAGCGGAUGUCUGAAUUGGGACACUGCAGAUGUUUACGGCGACAGCGAAGACUUUCUCGGUCAAUGGUUCAAACGCACUGGUAAACGCAACGAGAUCUUCCUCGCUACGAAGGUCGGGUUGUACUUGCAACCUGAUCGUCUCGUCAAUGGCGACCCGGAGUACAUCAAGGAGACCUUCGCAAAUUCCUUGAAACGACUUGGUGUCGACUAUAUCGACUUGUACUACCUGCAUCGUCCCGACCCCGCGGUUCCCAUCGAGAGAUCAGUGGCUGCUAUGGCCGAGCUUGUCAAGCAAGGCAAAGUCAAGUACCUCGGACUUUCGGAAUGCUCUGCGGAUACCCUGCGUCGUGCGCACGCCGUCCAUCCAAUUUCCGCCGUUGAAGUCGAAUAUUCUCCUUUCACCCUGGACAUUGAAGACGAGAAGAUAGGUCUGUUCAAGGCUGCCAAGGAAAUUGGUGCCACUAUUGUUGCCUACUCUCCUCUUGGUCGUGGGCUGAUCACCGGUCGCUACAAAGGUCCUGAGGACUUUGAGGAAGGUGACUUCCGUCGUAUGGUACCUCGCUACUCCAAAGAGAACUUCCCCAACAUUCUCAAGAUCGCCGAAGGCCUCAAGAAGAUCGGCGAACGCCACAACGCCACUGCAGGCCAAGUCGCCUUGGCCUGGCUUCUUGCCCAAGACGAGAAAGUCAUACCUAUCCCUGGUACUACGAAGGAAAAGUACUUGAAGGAGAACCUUGGUGCCCUGAAUGUCAAGUUGACACCUGAGGAGGUGCAGGAGGUGCGAGAGAUUGUGAGCAAGGCGGACGCUGCCAAUGGACCCCGAUACCCUGGAGUCAUGCAAGAGCUGUUGUUCGGAAACACCCCAUCUCUCGAAGCCUGAAUGGCGCCAGUUCGAUAGCACUUUGCAUCAAAUUGUAUACCCUAGAACGCUUAGGACAUACUGUAGCUUCCGCAUCCAUUCUAUUCUUAGCUGCAUGGUUAUCUCGAACAUUCUACUGCUUGAGCCGUGUUAGGUUGCCAGUGGCCGCCCACUCUCGAUGCAUUCGCUCUCGUACCUGAUCUCGCUAUGUCUCUAUAGUCAUCGGUAUGUUAACAGACUUCCAUAAAAUGUUCGCAAAGUAGUAUGCAUUCCUGAGUCUGCCAAAGUCGAAUUCAACGCAGGGUAUCUGCACUAUGUAACUGCAC
Somion occarium is the source of this 2012-nucleotide messenger RNA. The record is from the annotation of a GenBank genome assembly. Lineage: Eukaryota; Fungi; Basidiomycota; Agaricomycetes; Polyporales; Cerrenaceae.